This is a messenger RNA of Ruditapes philippinarum (Manila clam), 798 nucleotides long. RefSeq lists its product as uncharacterized. Lineage: Eukaryota; Metazoa; Mollusca; Bivalvia; Venerida; Veneridae. The annotation marks the transcript as partial. The record is from RefSeq and is a predicted model, not a curated record. The transcript has 7 exons.
GAAGAACUGAUAAGAUCUUGACCUUAUACAAUAGUUGAGAUAACACGCCGCGAUCUAUAUUCUAAUAGGUCGUGCUUGAUAAACAAGUUAAUAUUCUGCUGAAAUUUAAGAACAAAGGAACUUGUACUAUGGACAAUUUAAUUACGUCCAGCAUUCUUGUAUUGGUGUUGCUAAUUACCACGAGCGAGGCUUUACAGUGUCUGUCAUGUGACAACGUGGUGGAGGCACGUGAUUGCCAACGACUUGCAACGUGCGGUUCUCACGAAAUUUGCUACGUGCAGCGUAAAAUCGGAACGAACUUGAAACAAUAUUACGUGCUUGGCUGCAUUGAUAGAAAUGUGUGUCUUGGACAACAAGCUUCAAUGUUUGCUAUGGGUAAAAGAGAUACGUCCAAUAGCUUGUCGCUUCAGGUGGAAUCACGUGCUAUUCAGUCACGUGAUAAAAAUACACGUGAUUCAAAUGGUGAUAUGAAUCUUUGUACCCAGUGUUGUGAUUCCGGAGAUGAAUGCAACAAGGACCUCUGUGGCUCCCCGCCAUCAACGAAUCUACGGUGUCUGUCUUGUUUAGAUAAAGAAGAUCCGAAAGAUUGCGAAAGUGUGACAGAAUGUGGUAGAGAUCAGUUUUGUUAUGUGCACAAGGGACUCAACCCAAACACCGCCACUUACAGCAUUCGUUAUGAUUUAGGCUGCAUGGGUAAAUUGCAAUGCACAGCAUUGAAAAAUGCGUUCUCAUCAUCGUGCGUUGUUUGUUGUGAUCACACUGACCUCUGUAAUUAUGCUGCCUGUGACAACUGGAAUC